GGAAGCUGAAAGAGAAAACGGAUUGUGUUUCAUCAACCAGCAUGAGGCCCGCUGAGCCUACAGCCUCUGCUCGUUGCGUCCUCACUUAUUUGUACCCCACACUCCCCAUUACAGCAAACCCAGUCCUCUGCGCAUGCCGACUGAGGAGGGCCAGACACUGCGACUUCAGCUUGCUACCCCAGGGCCCGCUUCUGGAAAUUCUCAAACAAGUGCUAUUUGUUAAAUUGAACAGAUGCUCUAGUCAGUCGUAGGUUCAGUAGUUAGCUUUUGAUCAUCAGAAAGUAAGAAGAGGCCCGUGCCGUGGCUCACUAGGCUAAUCCUCCACCUGCGGCGCCGGCAUCCCGGGUUCUAGUCCCAGUCGGGGCGCCGGAUUCUGUCCCGGUUGCCCCUCUUCCAGGCCAGCUCUCUGCUGUGGCCAGGGAGUGCAGUGGAGGAUGGCCCAAGUGCUUGGGCCCUGCACCCGCAAGGGAGACCAGGAGAAGCACCUGGCUCCUGGCUUCGGAUUUGCGCGGUGCGCCAACUGCAGUGGCCAUUGUGGGGUGAACCAACGGCAAAGGAAGACCUUUCUCUCUGUCUCUCUCUCACUGUCCACUCUGCCUGUCAAAAAAAAAAAAAGUAAGAAGAAAAAUAAAAGAUAUUUUCGGUACAGUUACAUCACCUUCUUUCCAGGCUCAUCGACUAACUCCCUUGCUUGGUUCUGGGGGGUCACCUCACAGACGAACCCUCCCUGAACCCCAUCCUUGUCUCAGAUUCUGCUUUGAGAAGGAAACAAACCAGCCCACCACCACCACCCCGCUCUGUCAGUCUUUGUCUAGGAAGAGCGCGUCUCCCCUCCUGUCGCUUCUCCCGCCACGUUCACCUUUCUCUCCAGUUGUGCACCUGUUGGCCUCGCUGGAGAGCCGAGGGUCGCCCCCCGCAGGUGGGCUGUGGCCGCGACUGCUCCUCCCGCCCGCAGGGGGCGCUGUGGGGAGGCGCGCCUGCGCUCCCGACCGCGGCGACCCAGCACGCGCCCCGCCGCGGUGGCGCGGGGUUUGCGGGGAAGACCUGGAGGUCGGCGGAGCAGCGGACCGAGGGGCUGGAGCUGGGCGGGAGCGCCGGGCCAUGGCCGAGCGGGCUCGGUUGCCUCUGACUUUCGAGGAUGUUGCCAUUUACUUCUCGGAGCAGGAAUGGCAGAGUCUGGAGGCCUGGCAGAGGGAGCUUUAUGGACACGUAAUGAGAACCAAUUACGAGACGCUCGCCUCUCUAGAUGGUGGACUUCCCAAGCCAGAACUAAUAACCUGGAUUGAACAGCAAGGAGAGUUCGGGAGUUGCACAGAAUCACAGAAACCAAGAAACAUAAUUUGCUCCUCUGCUGAUACACAUUUUGAUCCAGCUGUUGAGGAACAGUUGUUUUGGGUUUCAGGAAGCCAGCAACCGGUGAGCUCAGGAGAAACUAAAUGCCAUUUCCAGGCAGGCACUCUUCGGAGCCAGCAUUCCUCUGGACUCUCUUUAGGAGGCAGGGAAGCUGUUUCCUUUAGGCCUGACCAAGACCUCACGGAGACGGAGACGGAGACGGAGACGGAGACGGAGACCAAGAACCCACAGGGACGCAGCCCCAGGGCUCCUAAUGCAGUAGGCCUUGGCUGCAGCGAAUCUCCCUACAGAGAGGGAAUCCCAAGGCACAGAGCUCCGAGUGUCCCCUCGCGGGAGAGCCCCCAGCACCCCUGCCCUGACCGUGGGGAGAAUUUCUGGAAGGGCCGCUUGGGAAAGCAGCAGAGGAGCCGCCCCCAGGACCUGCCGCAGAAAGCCUGCAAGGUCAGCCGCAGAGCUGGUGCCCGGCAGGAACAGGACGGCGUCCCCGGGGCAGGGAGGCACUGCCCGGGUCGGGAGUGCGGACAGGCCUUCCGCCGGAAGCAGUACUUGCCGAGGCAGCUGACUGCCCUCACGGGGAAGUGUGAGAUGUGUUUCUGCCACAGGCGGGGCCCCCUCGCCCACCACCUCACGCACAAAGGGGAGAAGCCUUCCCAGCAUCCCAAAUGCAGCCCGGGCUUUCCGCCGAUGAGCAGCACGCAGGCUCUCCAGUGCCAGCCUGGCAGAGAGACGCCCGGCUCCUGGAGGCGAGGCCGCAGGGCCUUCCCCGGCGUGCAGUCAGGGCAGAAGCCAGGCCCCCGCCAGCCCCGGGGCGACGCAGAGGCUCCGCGGCCCUGCCCCGGCGCCGCGGGCGGCAGGUGCCUCCCCACAAGGUCCAAGCUUGCCAACUGCCUGGGGGUGCACGCAGGAGAAAGGCCCUUCCCGGGCCCCAGCGGCCCCGGCGGGGAGAGACCGGCCUCCCGCGGGAAGUGUGGCCCGGGCUUCCCCAAACAGCGCAAGCUCGCCGAGCACGACCGAGCCCACAGCGGAGAGAAGCCUCUCCGGUGCGCCGAGUGCGGCCGGAGCUUCCGUCAGACGGCGCAGCUGCGGCGGCACCAGCGGCUGCACACGGAGGAGAAGCCCUUCCCGUGCCCGGAGUGCGGCCGGAGCUUCCGCCUGCAGAGCCUGUUGCGAGCCCACCGGCUGCGACACGGCGGAGAGCGGCCGUUCUCGUGCGGCGAGUGCGGCCGCGGCUUCAGCCACCAGUGCAAGCUGCGCGAGCACCUGCGGGUGCACAGCGGGGAGAGGCCCUUCCCGUGCCCGGACUGCGGCAAGAGCUUCCGGCUGAAGGGCAUCCUCCAGGCGCACCAGCGCACCCACAGCCAGGAGCGGCCCUUCUCCUGCGGGGAGUGCGGCAAGGGCUUCACCAGGCAGUCCAAGCUCACGGAGCACUUCCGCGUGCACAGUGGGGAGCGGCCCUUCGGCUGCGCGGAGUGCGGCAGGAGCUUCCGCCUGAAAGGGCAGCUGCGCAGCCACCAGCGCCUGCACACGGGGGAGAGACCCUUCCAGUGCCCGGACUGCGACAAGCGCUACCGCGUGAAAGCCGACAUGAGAGCCCACCAGCUGCUGCACGGCGGCGCGAUGCCCUUCUCCUGCCAGUGUGGCAAGGGCUUCGCGAAGCAGUCCAAGCUCGUCGAGCACGUCAGGACGCACACGGGGGAGAAGCCCUUCCAGUGUGCCCAGUGUGACAAGAGUUUCCGCCUGAAGGCCCAGCUGCUUAGCCACCAGGGCCUGCACAGCGGGGAGAGGCCCUUCCACUGCCCCGAGUGUGACAAGGCCUUCCGGGAAAGGGGACAUAUGCUGAGGCACCAGCGCAUCCACCGGCCCGAGAGGCCCUUUGCCUGCGGCGACUGCGGGAAGGGCUUCAUCUAUAAGUCUAAACUCGCCGAGCACGUCCGCGUGCACGCCAAAUCCUGCCGUGCUCAGGACCGGCCUGACGUUAAGAAAAGGCUUAGCCAGCUGUUUGCAAUGAUAGAAGCUGAUUGGAGCUGAGGCAGAGCGCGCCAUCAAGGCAGCGCAAGAGGUCUUCAACACUUCGUGAUAAAGGCAUGUGAUGAAAAACACUGCAUGGAUUUCACUUUUUUUUUUUGCUACACAGAGGGAAAGACAGAGAGCUCUGAGCUCUUCCAUCCACUAGCUCACUCCUUGAGUGCCUGCCACAGCUGGGAUAGCCAGCCAGGAACUCCCACCUGGGUGUACUGACCCAAGUCCUUUGGUCUUUAUCCACUGCCUCCCAGGCACAUUAGCAGGAAAGUUGGAUCAGAAGCGGGGUGCUCAGUACUCACCAGUCACUCCAAUAUGGUAUGCAGGCAUCCCAACCAGUAGUACCCCAGUGCAUGCCCUAAACUUACCUGUUCAUUCAGUUUUCCAUGAAUUUUUUUCCCCAAAGAUUUUUAUUUAUUUGAAAGUUGGAGUUAGCGAGAGAGGGAGAGACAAAGAAGUCUUUCACCUGCUGGUUCGCUCCCCAGAUGGCCACAGUGGCUGGGGCUGUGCCAGGCUGAAGCCAGGAGCCAAGACUUUCUUCUGAGUCUCCCAUGUGGGUGGCAGGGCCAUCUCUGGCCCCCUGCAUGAACUUUUUGAAGUCCCACAUAAACGUGGAAUUGCAGGGAAGAGAUGGGGUCUUUCCUAUUUGUUACACUAGAUGGAAGUUGUAUGGACACCGAAUAGGUAUACUUCAGGGACAGAAUAUACUGUAUACACACAAUUCCUGCUUUUCAGAGGGUUUAUGGUCAGGUAGGAGAUGGCUGACAGGGAGGCAUUUGGCACAGUGGUUAAGAUGAUACUUGGGGGGCCAGUGCUAUGGCUCAGUGGGUUAAUCCUCCGCCUGAGGCGCUGGCAUCCCAUAUGGGUGCUGGGUUCUAGUCCCGGUUGCUCCUUUUCCAGUCCAGCUCUCUGCUGUGGCCCGGGAGGGCAGUGGAGGAUUGCCCAAGUGUCUGGGCCCUGCACCUGCAUGGGAGACCAGGAGGAAGCACCUGGCUCCUGGCUUUGGAUCGGCGCAGCGCCAGCCAUAGUGGCCAUUUGGGGAGUGAACCAACGGAAGGAAGACCUUUCUCUCUCUCACUGUCUGUAACUCUACCUGUUAAAUUAAAAAAAAAAAAAAUCCAAUGUCUUAGUUCAAGUCUUUCCCCAGCCUCCAUUUCCAGCUGCCUGCUUAUAUGCGCCCAGGGAGGCAGCAGUACUUGGGUUGCUGCCACCCAUGUAGGAGACUGGGAUAGAGUUCUGAGCUCCCAGCUUCAGCCUGGCCCAGGCCUGCCUGCUGUGGCCAUCUGAGGAGUGAACCAGCCUAUGGAAGAUCUCUUUGUCACUCUGUCUCUACCUUUCAAAUAAAUAAUUUUUUAAAAAAUUAAUUUUUAAAAAUGGCUUACGAAAUUCUGAGGGGUGACAGAAAAUGAAAUUACAGGUAAAUGUAAAUGACAUUACUAUAAAACAGUGUUACACAAAUUAAAUUCCCUGGGACAAAGGCUCCAAAAAUAUUCUGCAAGAAGAGAGUUCCAUGGAAAAUUACAUAAAGAUCCUAAUUGUCUGUUGCUGCAUUCUUAGACAAAGUUUAUAAAGCAUUUGAAGAAAAACUUCUACAUAAAAGAGGAAGACCAAGAUAAGAAAAAAAAAUUGGAUGAAUCAUAUAAUUUAGGGAAUAAAAACAAAAAUUUAAAAACAUGCAUACUCAGAAAAAUUAGAGAAGACGCUGUUAUUAUGAAACAAGAAUAUAACUUUAUGGAAAAGGAAGCUUCUGGAAACAACCCUAACAUGUUAAGAAAAAUGGGUUGUUUAAUAAGAUUUUUGAAUUUCAUGGUAGAUUAGUCAAAGAAAUCUCCAGAAAGUAGCACAGAAGAUCCAACAAAUAGAAAAUAAGAAAGUAGAAAAAAGUGAAUUGUACAAAUUCUGGUGCUUUGCCCCUCCUUCUCCUGAGGUUUUGAUCCUGUAUUCCCUUUAAUGUUUAAGACUACAUACAUACAUAUCUUAAUCAUAUACGUGUAUAUAUGACAUAAGUAUGUGAAGAGGGAGAGAGUGGAAGAAAAAUCAAGCAAAUAAAGGGGAGAAUGGUGCACACACACAAAAACCCAGGUAUGAUUACCUUUUAUGCAUUUAUAUAAAAUUGGGGGUGGGCAUGUGGCGAGGAGUUCCAGUUAGGAUGCCAGUUAGAACGUGCAGACCCCAUAUUUGACUAUCCUGACUUGAUACUUGGCUCUAGCUCCUGUCCUAGCUUCCUGCUGAUAUGGACCCUGGGAGGCAGCAGGUGAUGGCUCAAGUCUUUGGGUCCCAGCCACCCCACAGGAGACCCAGACUGAGUUCCAGGCUCUCAGCUUUAGCCUGGCCCAGCCCAAGCUAUUGCAGGCAUUUGGGAAGUAAGCCAGCAGGUGGAAGAUCUCAGUGUCUUUCUGCCUUUCAAAUGAUAAUAUUUUAAAAGUUAUUAAAAAUACAUAGAAUAACUUAAAAUUCUACAUUAUUUUAGAACUCUAAGGACCUGAAAGUUUUUAAUCCAAUGUCUAAUAUCUCAGAGAAGGAAACAAAACCCACGGUAUAAGUCUCAUGCCCAGUCUCAGCUGAUGGAGGACUUGCUGGGACUGGCUUCUGGCUUCCUGACAGAAGCAGUACUUCAUGGGAAGUCGAGGAAAUGCAGGUUUUAUGGAUGAACACCAAGUGCUCCAAGAAACCAAACCAGCAGUCACCUAAAUGAGUUGGUUUGUUGCAGAAGGAAAAAAAAAAAAAAGGCAGUUUUCAAACCAUGAAAGAGCACAAGGGAAAGAGGUCAGGAAAAACCAAACAUCUCGUGUGAAGUCACAGGCCUAGGGAGUGAGUGGCCGCAUGUUGGAGCGGGGUAAAGUAGAAGAGAAACAACGCGUGGUGUGAAGGGAGACGGAAGUUUAAGGAAAAUGGUCACGGUUACACAGCACAUGUGAACCGACGGAGGCACGGAAGCAGGCUGGGCGGCAGCGGCUUCCCUCCCGAUCAGAGCGAAUCGGCGUUUCUGAUUUUGUGAGUUUUCCCAAGGCCAGUGACACCUCCAGCCUUUGUCAAGCAGUCGCUGCAGGAAGAAUUUUCUCACACCUCUCCCGCCAGCUCCUCAUGGGGAAGCCGGAGGUGCUGCUCUGCGCCACAGAUAGCCCGAGUCUUUCCCGAAACGUAGAAUCCCAACGGUGGGUGGCAGAGAGAUGCACGCAGCAGUGACCUAAUGGGAAACGACACACCAGUGCCAUUUUGAAGCGAGGCAGAAAAAGGCGACACUCUACAUGAUCCAGCGCCCUCGCUUCCCUACAGAUCGAUUUCAGAUUCAGUCCCGUAUAGCCCCCAAAGGAGGAAGGGGUCCCAGCCGUUGACAGCCUGGGGCAGCUCGCGUUCCGGUACGCGCGGGUCCGGGGAAGCGCGCCGGUGCGCGCGCGCCGCAGUUCUUGGCUCCUCCCGCCUGCAGGUGGCGCUGUGGGAGCCAAGUCCGAGCCGUGCUCCCAGAAUGCCCUGCGUGUCUCCAUGGCGACGGCCGCCGCGGGGAGAGAUGGCAGGUUCUGGUCUUGCUGUGGAAGGACCUCGCCCGCGGAGGCUCCCUGGCCUCCGCCGUCUCUGUGGACUCUCCCCGCCGGACAGGAGUCGGUGGUGGUCUCGGGAGGAGACGCCGGGGCGAGCUGCCAGACCUGGAGGGUACUGGGAUGGAAGGAGGCCCAGGUCCGCGCUGGAGCUGCCUGAGCCGACUGUCAGAUCUGCAGCCCUGGCCCGCGCCCUGCGGGCUGCAGAGUGGGCCGCGAGGGGGACGGCAGCGUCCCCAGCCCCGGAGCCUUAAAGUCCUUGCCGCGGAGACCUUGGCUGGGCCAGGCAGAAGCCAGGAGCCUGGAACUCCAUCCCGGGGGUGGCAGGGGCCCAGUGCUUGGGCCAUCGUCCGCUGCUUUCCCAGGUGCAUUACCGGCGUCACCAGCAGUUGUUUAACCUGCUUUGCCACAACCCCAGCCCCACAAUUUCAAGCCUUUUAUGCUUGUGAAAAAGAGAGAGAUUCAGAAUAGAAUCCUUGAAGGCCAUAAUCCGACUCCCUCAUUGUACAGAUAAGUGACUCACAGAGAAGUUGAAGGGAUUUGCUGCAGGUCAUGUUGCUAAUAAUUGAGAGGAAAGCCUGCCUUCUUGGGUUGCAGUUCUACACUCUCCUUUAUCGGGACUUCUCGCCUUUAAUAAGUAGUAAUGGUCAGUAUUUAGUGUUACUUCUCCAGGGGUUGUGCCUGCCUAACCAAGGUGCUCUCCCACAUUUUUUAAAUUAUUAGGAACCUAAAGGGCAUUUUCUUUAUUCUCCUUUAUCACCUGUAGGAAAAGUGAUGUGGUUUUCUGGUAUGAAACAUUUUGAGCCAGGUAAUCAGUGGCCUAUCAUCUCUUUCUGACAGUUGUAAUGUGUUCUUGGAGCAAAUUGUCCAUUUCCUGUUUAAAUUUCGUUUUAGUGGAGUGAAACUACCAACUUCAGGAGUCUCUGCAGAUUAUACUUGCAGUAUUUCUUGAUUAUAAACGCAUGGGUGUUUUUACACUCUCUCAGAGAAAAUGUUGAAGAUAGUUCUGUAUGUAUUUUAUCACAAAAUACUAUAAAUUUACAUAUCUGUGUUCUAGAGUAGGUACUUACACAACUAUAUCCUGUGGUAAGUGUACAAGUGUAUGUUUAAUUGAAUAAUUUAAUCACCUUAUUUCAGGUAUGUUUCUCCAGUUGCAAAUGAGUGUCUGGGGGCUUCUUGGGACACCACAUCCCAUGUUGGAGUGCCUCGGCACAAGCACCAGUUCCACUUCAAUCCCAGCUUCUACUAAUGCAUACCCUGGGAAACUCCUGGCUUUAGCCUGGCCCAGCCCUGGCUGUUGUGGGCAUUUGGCGAGUGAGCUGGAAAAUGGAAGAUCUUGUGUGUGUGUGUGUGUGUGUGUGUGUGUAUGCCUUCAAAAAAAAUUCAUAAAUAGUGCAUGUCUGUAGCUGUUCCCAUGAUUGACUUAUUGAGCCCCUUCCCUCCCUUCCACUAUUCCUUUAUGAAAAGGUAUGUGUGUUCAGUAUUCCACCUCUGUCAGUAUUCCGCCUCAGUCUGCUUUGUUUGAAGUGUUUGUUAAUAUUUGAAAAGAGGUCCAGCAAAAUCGUCUUAAGCCUCUUACUGGAAUUAUGACACCAAAGCCUACUUAAGCCCAUCUUAACAUAUUGAACAUCCUGCCUUCUCAAAUCCAUUAGUAGCUCCUUAUCUGAUGUGAAUAAAGAUAAAAGAGCUUUUAAACA
This is a messenger RNA of Oryctolagus cuniculus (rabbit), 8605 nucleotides long. The record is from RefSeq and is a predicted model, not a curated record. Lineage: Eukaryota; Metazoa; Chordata; Mammalia; Lagomorpha; Leporidae.